AUGACCAGCGAAGUGCAGACGGUGCAGCAGUCACCGGCUCCUGUGAUUCUUUUGCACCCACGAGACCCGGGAACCUUUCCUGGCACGGAUGGCUUAGAUGUCGAAGAGUGGAUCGACAUGUACGAGCGCGUUAGCGACCACAAGAGGAGGCUUGCUUAUAGGGUAGGUGAAAUGACGCUCGACGGGCGUCUUGCGCUAGUGACUGGAGGCACCAGUGGCAUCGGAGAGGCUGUCUGUCACGCUCUCGCCGCUGAAGGAGCCACGGUGGUCGUCGCUGGCAGGCGACUCGAUGUCGCCAGGAAAGUUGCCGAGUCUUUGCCAGGUGAUGCGAAACACGAGGCACUAUACUUGGAUAUCGGCGACUCUUCCUCUGUUGAGAAGCUCUUCAACAACAUUCGCAACGCAUCCUCACUGCCUCUCAGCAUCGUCGUCAACAGCGCCGGAAUCCAUGCUGCGGUGCCUCUUGUCGAGUGCACAGACGAACUGUUUGACGACAUCAUGAGGAUCAAUUUGAAGGGUGCAUUCCUGGUGACCCGCGCUGCUGGCCGCGAGAUGAUUCGUACAGCAAAGGAGUUGCCCGAAGGAGGCGCAUCGAUCGUGAAUGUAUCCAGCAUCGCGGCCAAGGGCGGCUGGAUGAACGCCUCUGCGCACGCCGCUUCUAAGGCCGGCGUCGUGGCGCUCACCAAGUCUGCAGCGCAGGAACUGUCUGAGCACGGCGUCCGCUGCAACACAGUGCUUCCUGGAUGGACAGAUACACCCAUGACAGCGCCUCUGUCCGGCGAACAAAAGGCCGCUGUCUGCUCAAUGGCGGCUCUCAAGAGAGCCGCUCAUCCUCGCGAGAUCGCUGAGGCCGUAAAGUUUCUCUGCUCACCCACGGCUAGCUCAUACAUAACGGGAGCCGUACUAGAAGUCGCCGGUGGACUGAAAAUGUGA
Molecule: messenger RNA, 933 nt
Organism: Dermacentor silvarum
Lineage: Eukaryota; Metazoa; Arthropoda; Arachnida; Ixodida; Ixodidae
Product: (3R)-3-hydroxyacyl-CoA dehydrogenase
Exons: 4
Coding region: 1-933 (310 amino acids)
Source: RefSeq, a predicted model, not a curated record